Messenger RNA from Dibothriocephalus latus, 756 nucleotides. The record is from the annotation of a GenBank genome assembly. Lineage: Eukaryota; Metazoa; Platyhelminthes; Cestoda; Diphyllobothriidea; Diphyllobothriidae.
GGCGGUAUUUUGUUAACACGACUGACAGUUGAUCAUGGCCUUGGACCAUUUAUUUUUACCUACUGUGUUUUGUUUGGCCUUGGUAUGGGGUUGCCCUAUUCUGUCAUAUAUCAAGUUGCAUCAUCGUGGUUUCCCGAAAAAAGAACUACUGUUGUCGGAAUAAUUGCGGCGGGCCUGGGUUUGGGAGCUCUUGUAUUUACACCUAUCCAGACAAAAGUAAUAAAUCCUGAUGAUCUGCAGCCAGUAGCAGGGAAAUACCCCGAAGCCGUGGAGCAACGCAUCCCAAACGCAUUUCUAAUCCUUGGUGGAAUCGCUCUGGCAUUUCAGUUAAUUGGAGUUCUUCUUUUAAGAAUGAGUCCUGAGCUGUAUGGUCUUGAAAACAAUCUAAAGGAUGGCUUUCUUUCCGGUGUGGUUAUGGGCAGUUCUCUCUUCAAUUGCGUCGGCCGAGUCACCUGGGGACUCAUAGUUGAUCGAAUUUCUUACAAGUGCCCACUACUGAUGUUUCUUUUGCUGUGGACAGUCCUGUUUGCGACAUUCCCUUUUGUUGCCGCCGGAGCUCCCGGCAUCUAUCUGUACACGAUCUGGGUGUUUUUACUGUUCUCCAUGCUGGCGGGACAUUUUGUCAUUCUGGCUGGAGCCUGCAGUACUCUUUUUGGACCAACGAACUUUGCCACCAUUUAUGGUCUGGUCUACGCAGCAGCAGUACGUCAGCGUCAUUUCCGCCUACACGUUUGUUUUCGAAAAUUGCAGGUCUAA